This is a messenger RNA of Volvox carteri f. nagariensis, 1651 nucleotides long. RefSeq lists its product as uncharacterized. The transcript is spliced from 7 exons. Bases 200 to 1651 code for a protein of 483 amino acids. Lineage: Eukaryota; Viridiplantae; Chlorophyta; Chlorophyceae; Chlamydomonadales; Volvocaceae. The record is from RefSeq and is a predicted model, not a curated record.
CGUGCAAACAGUUGUGGACAAUCCGCGGCUCAGGGUGUAAGCAAGCGUCAUAGCAAUAAUCUAUAAAUCUUGGAAAGGUUUAACCUAGUACGAGAAUCUACGGAGUACUGAAAACUCGAUAGUCUAGGUUAUCCCCACUUAAGCGUCUUCCUUCAAUACCCUCUGUGGAUCACCGAACUAUCCAUUGAUUCGCUGUAGGAUGAAUAGACAGAAGCCCCCUCCGGAUGCACGCAUCCAGAAGAUGCGCGAGCUGGAGGAUCGUCUUGCAAGUCUGCAGCAGGAUCGAAAGGCGGAGCAGAAAAUGGUGGCUGUGGCAAACUUUGAGGCUAGGACAACGAAAAAAAUCGUCAGCAGCAUAGUCCAGCAGCGCUUCGAUGCACUGAAGGCACGUCAGGAGGCUGACUUAAACACCCGACGACAAAAGCUGGCCGAGAAGCUGGACGCCGAGGACCUGGCCUUGCGGCAGGAGCUGCUUGCCAGCAAGAAGACCCCAGAACAGCGACGUGCGGAGCUUGCAGCACGGGCUCGAGCGCUUGCAGAGAAGCGGGAGGCAGAGCGCCAACAGUUGGCAGCAUCGUUGUACGAAAAGGCCUUCAUCCAAAGCUGUGACGUACUCCGUGAUGAGAACUCGAAACGUAUUCUGUAUCGUACGCUCGAGGAACGCAAUGCACAGAUUGAGCAACGGAUGGCUACACGCAUCCUCGAGGAGGAAGAGAAGCACCUGUGGCAUGAAAUGAGCGAAGUAGAGCGGCUGAAAAAGGAGGCGAGAUACCUGGAAGACAAGCAACGCGAACGCGAACGGCGAGAGGAGACAUUGCGGGUGCUGGACGAGCAAGUGCGGCAGAUCAACGCCCGUCGCGACGAGCAGGCCCGCUUGCGACGUGCAGAGAUUCAGGAGCUGAACGCCACCUGGCAGCGAAUGGCGGCCGAGCAGGAGCAAGCGGAAAUGGCGGAAAAAGAGCGGUUGCGGCGGCUUGCAGAGGAGCUGCUUGAGUACAACCGCAUUAAGCAGAUGCAAAUCUCCGAGGAGGAGCGCGCGGAGAGGGAGCUGGAUCUUAAAAUUCUGCAGGAGGCACUGUACCGAGAAGCGGCUGAUGAGGCCGCUGAGCUUGCAUAUCGCGAACGUCGCCGCGAGGAGAUGCAGCGGUACCGAGAGCAGCUGGCACUGAUGAUGGAGAAGGAGCGCGAGGAAACUGCAGAGCGUGACGCAUUAAUUCUCAAAGCGCAACUUGAGCAAGAGGCGCGGCGUGACGCUGAGAUUGCUGCUCGUGAGCUAGCCCGAAAGCAGCUGAUGAAGCAGGUGGACGACAUUCGACAGCUGCAAAUCCAAGAAAAGCUGGCACGCAGGAUGGCAAUGGCAGAGGAGAAGGCGUUCGAGCGCGCCAAGAUGUUGGAGGAAGUGGCUGCGGCCGCCGCAGAUGCAGCACAGCGUGCAGCGGCCGAGCACAAGGCCGGCGUGACGCGCCGCUUGGAGCUGCAGACUCAGAUCGUUGCGCGGGCGCAUAUGAAGGCGGCAGAAGAAGACGAGAAGCUUCGAGAGGCCGAACAAGUCCAGAAGGCAGAAGAGGCGUAUCUCGCAAAAGUUGAUCAUACGCUUGCAAGCACCGAUCCACCAGUAUGGCACGGCCGACGGAAGUUCCAGUGGAAUUAG